Molecule: messenger RNA, 1761 nt
Organism: Anopheles maculipalpis
Lineage: Eukaryota; Metazoa; Arthropoda; Insecta; Diptera; Culicidae
Exons: 5
Coding region: 1-1761 (586 amino acids)
Cellular component (GO): membrane
Molecular function (GO): hexosyltransferase activity
Source: RefSeq, a predicted model, not a curated record
AUGUACGCCCAACGUAUCGGUGAGGAGGAUUGGAACGACGGUGGUGUCAGCUUCGCCGGCAAUGGCAACGUAUAUCGACGCUUUCAAGAUAUCGACGGUGGCAGUAACAGUUCCGCAAGUAACGAUACAGAAAGUACCACCCUGCUGGAUGAAACGUGCCGCAGGAACGACCGGUUGUACGACAUAACGCCGCUGGAUCGAAGCGAUCGACACAGCCGUGGCUCUACCAAGAACAAAAUAUUCCUCUUCAUCAUUACGGUCGGUCUUUUCGGUAUUAUCGCGUUGGGCUACUUCCCGAACGGUAACGACCGGGGACGUGUUGGUACGAUUGCCGGCUGGGGAUUGAACACGUCGAGGGAAACGAUCGGGUAUGUGCUUCCGUACGAAAACACCACACUGAUCGAUCCGACGAAUGUGUGCAAUGCCGAGGAACGGUCCGGACUGGUGGAGCAAAGCGAGAAGGUGUUUCUGCUGAUUGUCGUUUGUUCCUCGGCUGACAACUUCGAGGCACGUCAGGCGAUCCGCGAUACGUGGGGCAAAGUGGACCGAUGGAACUAUCACCAGUUCCGGCGGCUCCAUGAACGGUUGCGUGGAAAAUAUCUGGACCCGAAAGCGACCGUUGGUCCUGAGUACAGUUGGCAGGUGCCGUCUGAUGAUGAUUUGCUCCAGGCUUCUGCGGGCACCGAAGCUAACAAAGUUCCGACGAAAUCUCGAAAUUCUAGUCAAAGUGGUAAAAACGAGAGCAACAGUUUCGCGGGCAUGCAUUUUAACAUUAAGGUAGUGUUCCUCAUCGGUCAAUCGAAGGCUGAUUAUGUGCAUCAACGGGAACGUACGUCGUUCCCUUCCAUCCGAGUAGGGGACAGUGCCAACGCACAGGAUUCGGCAGUAUCCACGACGCUGGACUUCACACACACUCCGUCGUCGGAUGGUACGGGAGCGCCGCAAAACUCACUGUUUCCGAGCGGACCUGACGUGGACCCUGCAUUCAACCCGGCCAGCAACGAGGUGGUGGACGAAUUGCAACAGCGAAUCUUAAACGAAAGCGAAGUGUACGGUGAUAUUAUACAGGAGAGCUUUAUAGAUAGUUACAAUAAUCUGACGCUGAAGACGAUCAUGAUGCUGAAGUGGGUUACCAACAACUGUGAUGGCAAAGUAAAAUUUAUCAUGAAGUGUGAUGAUGACACGUUCGUCAACGUGCCUAACCUGCUGCACGUUCUGCUCGGCGGAACCGUCCCCCUGUACGAAGCGACCUACUCGUUCUACGACACCAAAACGGUGGCGGUGAAAUCGGCCAAAAACCGGCUCAUCCCAGGCAAACACCUGCUGACGGGAUUUCUGUUCUGCGAUGCCAAACCGAUCAGCGACACUAGCAGCAAGUGGUACUCACCGGCGUACAUGUACAAUAAGGAUGUGUACCCAAACUAUCUGUCCGGCACGGCCUAUCUGAUGAAUCUCGAGACGGCAAAACUACUGUACCGGGGGACCCUUUCGACGCCCAUUUUCCAUCUCGAGGACGUGUACCUGACCGGUAUUGUGGCGGAUCGGGUAAAAAUUCGACGCCGACACCAUCCACUGUUCUUCUACUCCUCCACCAAAGACCUGUGUGCCCUGCGGGGCAUGAUCUCACACCAUCAUCUGCAGCCGAGUGAUCUUCGCACGGCGUACGAUUUCAUCACCAACGGUACGAUAGUGUGCCGGGGGCCGGAAAAACAGUUCACCGAUGGCCAUCCGAAGCUGAAAAAGCACGAAAAGUGUCAAUGA